AUGAAGUACUCUUUCGUCUGCGCCGCCCUCGCUGCCUCGGCCUCUGCUCAGGUCAUCUCUGAUAUCACCUCGGUCGGUGGUUCCAUCGUUUCAGCCGGUACUAGCGGUGCUGGAUCAGUCUUCUCUGACGCUACCUCUGGUGUUGGUUCGGGUAUCACUGGUGCCUCAUCAGUCGCAUCUGUCGCUGUUUCUGGAGCUUCCUCAGUCGCUAGCGCCGGUGUUUCAGGCGCCUCUUCUGUUGCCAGUGCUGGCACUUCCGGUGCCGCUGGUGCCGUCUCCACCCUUACUGGCAGCGUUUCAUCAGGCCUCUCGUCUUCCACUGCUACCGGCUCGGCCAAGAGCUCCCUCUCAUCUGAGCGCGCCUCGCUUCAGUCAUCGGCCUCGUCUGCCCUCAGCUCUGCCACUGGUGCCUUGAGCUCCGCUUCUUCGCGCGCCUCUGACGCAGUCUCAUCUGCCACCAAGGGUGCUUCUUCAGCUGCCUCUUCCGCCUCUUCGCGUGCCUCGUCUGCCGCUUCCGGUACCAGCACUGGUGCCGCUGCCUACAACGGACCCGCUGUUGGUGGUGUCCUCGGUGCCGCCCUUGGCUUCGCUGCCCUCCUCUAA
Aureobasidium musti is the source of this 603-nucleotide messenger RNA. The record is from the annotation of a GenBank genome assembly. NCBI's taxonomy places the organism in Eukaryota, Fungi, Ascomycota, Dothideomycetes, Dothideales, Saccotheciaceae.